Messenger RNA from Colletotrichum abscissum, 591 nucleotides. RefSeq names its product HIT domain-containing protein. Gene Ontology annotation, biological process: nucleotide metabolic process. Gene Ontology annotation, molecular function: catalytic activity. NCBI's taxonomy places the organism in Eukaryota, Fungi, Ascomycota, Sordariomycetes, Glomerellales, Glomerellaceae. The record is from RefSeq and is a predicted model, not a curated record. Bases 1 to 591 code for a protein of 196 amino acids. The transcript has a single exon.
AUGACACCAAACUCCCAAUUCGACGCGGGCGUAUCCCACCCAGAAGGCCAAUGCCCGUUCUGCGUAAUCGCAACAGAAUACCCUCCCUACGACCCCUCCAAACCCCCACAAGACGAAGGCGACAAUUCGACCCUCGACCCAAACCGCAUCCCCACGCCCGCCUUCGUCGUCCUCUCCACGCAUCUCCUCAUCGCCUUUCUCGACAUUCUCCCGCUAUCCCGCGGCCACCUUCUCCUCUGCCCGCGCGCCCACCGCCCGAAACUCACCGACGCCUCGCCCGACGAGUCGGCCGAGAUGGGCCGGUACCUGCGCGUGCUGUCCAACGCCCUGGCGCGCACGACGGGCGUGGAGGACUGGAACGUGGUGCAGAACAACGGAGCCGCGGCGGCGCAGGUCGUGAUGCACAUGCACUUCCACCUCAUUCCGCGACCCGAGAUCCGCGCGAGCGGGCGGUAUAGCGAGAGCUUCACCAUGUUUGGGCGGGGCCGGAGGGAGGAGCUGGACGAUGAGGACGCGGAGCAUUUUGCAAAGGAGUUGCGGGAGAACGUGGCUGAUAUCUUGAGGGAAGAGAAGCACAAGCCGAAACUUUGA